This is a messenger RNA of Thamnophis sirtalis, 1605 nucleotides long. NCBI's taxonomy places the organism in Eukaryota, Metazoa, Chordata, Lepidosauria, Squamata, Natricidae. The record is from RefSeq and is a predicted model, not a curated record.
UUUGCCUUGGACUCUGAUUUAAUUUUGGAUGCUAUUGCAACCCUGACACCUUGCCUCAGACGCCACCAGAAGCACAGCAAGGAUUACAAAGUAAAAUUUUAAUGACUCUAACAUUAAGUACUAAAACUACAUGUUACUUUACAACUGAUUUAAACAGAUGGGCAUUAAAAAAUAGUUCCUUAUUCCAUUCCUUUUCCAAGAGACUGGCCAAAAAUGCUGUGGUUACUCAAGUGUGUGGUUGUAUUUUUGAUUUAGGAAUUAUGAGUCUGCCAUUUUCCUUUCUCAGUUGAACUAUAGCAGGGAUAUUUGGAUUAUUUAAGAUGUUGAAGAAAGAUCUAAAAGAAUACUGUUAGCUUUUAUGAAGGAAGAUACCUGUCCAGUUCAUUGGUAGGACUCCGUAGGAAGACCCACAAAGAAAGCAAACUGAAAUGGCAGGAUUAGUAAAAUUGUCAGUUAUAAAUGUUAGCCUCACUUAAUAAUUUCCAAGCAGUCCUGGUAGAAAUAUCCUCGAGGAAUUUUGCUCCCAAAGAAGCUCCUUAUUUUCUAUGAUGAAAUCUACUGCUGAACUCUUAUGACUACUUUUUUUCUCUUAGCUAUUUCUUAAAUUGGAUUUAAUCAUACUAUGCGAAAUAAUUUUUUUCCCCACACAGAUAAAACUUCCUGCUAUUAUACCAAGAUACCCACAUAGAACUCAACAAGCUAUCACAUCUAAAGAAUUCCAUGGAGGAAACCGACUUUAUUUUCCUCCAAUGCCUGUUCAUAAAAAAAAUGAGCCUGUAAACUUCAGCAAACUGAUUAGUAGUGGUUAUGGUGAUGAGUGGCUUCAACAACGUGAUCAAUGGAAGAAAAAAAAUACUCUGUCUAAUGAUUCUCUUCUUCCUCCAAGUGAGUAUCAGAAGAAAAUAGAAAAGAGGCAGAAAGCUAGGAAACAUACAUUGUCAUACAAAAGAAAAUCUAAAUCUCAAUCUGGACUUGAAAUGGGUGCCCAGCCUAAGAAGUCACUCUUCAAGCUCAGAAUAUUCAGAGACAUUCCAGCCAGAAUCGACACAAAAAGACAUUGACUAAAAAGCUGGUACUUCACAGAAUUUUCACAAUUCUGUGCUAUUUCCAUUCAGCACUAUGUGCAGGAAACUUACACAUCUUAGGAAGCAGGCUCCAAUAGUAAUUGCUAAUCAAGUAUAAUAGGUGUCAGGCUUCAAAAGGCUUCAAUAGUUUUCUGAUAAACUAUUUCUAAGACUUGCCUAGUCUCUUCUAAAGCCAUACCUGUUGCUUGAGAGCUGAUGAGUAGCCCUACAGUCAUAGGACACUGUUAAUAUAAGCUAUGCUUUGACAUUGAACUACUGAAAAGAGUAUAGGAAAACAUAAAAAUGAGACCAACUUGAGUUUUAUAGUGCUGACCGUAUUUUUGUAUCUUUUUCGAAGUAAAAGCUAGUUAUUUUCAUUUUCUAUGUAAUAAAUUGAAUAUAAGUGAAAAUUAUUUUUCAGAAUAUUGGAUUAUACUGGUAGUUUUAAAUACCAUUUAUAUUUUGUCUGCUUUAUACUUUAUAUAUAAACUUAUAUGAAUGCUUGAAUUCUAUUUGAAUAAACAUCAUUAGAAAUUUGAAA